AUGACGUCCCAGUCGGUGCAGGUAGUGGCACGCCACGACACCCCGGUGACGGCUCCCACUUAUGGGCCGGAUGACGAGCUCUUCGUCGUGUCGGAGACCGGCAACAUCUACAAAUACUCGGGCGAUGCGGUGAGCAAGGCCGUCAAUGGGAGGGGGGGAUCAGCACACAGAUAGGCGGGCAGGGCAGAGGGACGGAUGGUCGUCGAUGUGUGUCUGAAUCAGGAGGCGGGGACGGAGAUCUCUGCUGAGGUCAGUGGGACCCUCAGGCUCCGUCCGCCGGCAUGUGUUUUCCUUUCUGUGCGUGAUGUGUUUUCAUUCAGGUGUGGGGCAAUUCGUCGGGGCAGCCGUACGGCAUAUGUUUCGAUAGCAACACGGGCGUAGCAUUCGUGUGCGACGCUGCACACCAGGUCGGUCAGCGGGGGAACACACAGGCGAUGCACGGCGAGGGCUGCCUGUACACACACAUGACGCAAUGCAGGCCGUGUUUCGCAUGGCGCGCACUGAGGAUGAAGACGGGUUCCCCAGGCAGGUCGGAAGGCAGAAAGGCCAAGACACACUUGCAGAUAGAGGCCGCAUUUUCGCCUGUCGGAUGGAUGGAUGGGUGUGUGUGUGCUGCUGCAGGAGAUCGCUCCGUAUGUGAAGGAGUACGAGAACGUGGCCCUCCUGGGACCCAACUCCAUCGUCAUCGCCAAACUCAACGGUGGGCAACAGACAGGAAGAGCCAGACAUACAUGCGCCGGUUCAUGUUAUGUGAUGUGGCACGCACAGGGACGUUGUAUUUCACCGAUAGUGGCCCGUUCGGCGAGUCCAACAUCGCCAACCCAACUGUAGGCCGUCUCUUCUGCGUUGUGUGCAGCGUCCGUCAAUCCAUCCAUCCAUCUAUCCAUCAGGGUAGCGUGUUUGCUGUGGCGCCGGACACCCAGAUCCUGCUGCCGCUCCUUCACAGAGCCCUCGCACACCCAUGCGGCCUAGCCAUGGGGCCCGACGACUCCACACUGUGAGAACGACCAUGAGACAACACACCGACAGAAAUUUGUGUGUGUGUGUGUGUGUGUGUGUGCGGAUAGGUUUGUCUGCGAGACGUAUCGCAACCGCAUCCUGCGGUUCUCGCAGCAUCCCGCCGGUGUGUUCCACUGCAGUGUGUUCGCACAGCUGCACGGCCGCCUGGGGCCCACAGCCAUCGCCGUCGGCUCUACGGGCGACAUGUACGUCGCACACUACGACCACCAAGGUGCGCUCGUCAUGUGUGGGGAAUGGAAUGGGGGCGGUGGGAAGGGGUGCCAGUAUGUGUUGGUGUGUGUGUGCAGAUGUGGCGACUUCCGGCCGCAUAUUGGUAUUGGACAGUGAGGGUGAGAUCCAGGCCAUCAAGGAGGUGCCGGGGCCGGAGAUCACCGGGCUCUGCCUCUCCAAGUGAGCAAAGUGCAUGGGCGCAUUGACUUACGGGCGGCACAAGCACAUGUGUCUAUGUGCGUGGAUGUGUGUGUUGGGUGGUCUGCUCUGUGUGUGUGUGUGGGCAGUGACGAGAAGACGUUGUUUGUGACGGAGAGCUCGACGCGGUGCCUCUACCGAGUAGCACUCGAGGAGUGAGUAAAUGGACACAUACAUACGUGUAGGUAGAGGAGAUACUCACUCGGCUGCUGCAUACUCGGCUGCAUACCACACACGACGACUGGCUGCAUGCGUGUGUGUGUGAGAGGGACCCUUCAUGCCAUGGGUGUGCUGUGC
Molecule: messenger RNA, 1725 nt
Organism: Vitrella brassicaformis
Lineage: Eukaryota; Vitrellaceae
Source: the annotation of a GenBank genome assembly